Pogonomyrmex barbatus (red harvester ant) is the source of this 1789-nucleotide messenger RNA. RefSeq lists its product as uncharacterized. The record is from RefSeq and is a predicted model, not a curated record. Lineage: Eukaryota; Metazoa; Arthropoda; Insecta; Hymenoptera; Formicidae.
UGGUGUCGCGAGGCUGUUUUCGGAACUACGUGAUACCACUAAAAUCGGCACAGACAGAAAGAAAAUAUGACAGAAAAUAUCAUUCAAUAGUGCGUCAACGUGUGCACGUUACUCGAAUAUUUUACGAUGAUCUUGUUCUGUCGCAAGUAAACGGCAUGUGUUAUAUGUCCAGUCGGAUUAUUCGCUAUUGAAAAUUAUUCCGAGACAAAACGUGAUCUACCGUCCGCUGUCAUUUCCGACAAAUUUCGUUUAGGAGAAACGCGCGAGGCUCGGCGAAUCCACUACCAGCAGAAGAUGCGAGCCGUGCAGAAUGGAGCGAGGUGUGGGAGAGACAAAUCUGUUGUCGAGUUGCGGGGAACCCGCGAAUGGAUGGUUAGAGAGAGAUGUGGACGAUCAACGGCAAAACCCAGACGCAUUCUACAAAUGUGUCGCUAACGAUACAGACGAUUUAAACAAAUUAUCAACAAAUGCAAAAUGGUGGAGAGAUACCAGUACUGAUGGAGAUUUGAUAAUGAAGUCUGAGGCUGGACUUGUGGAAAUCUAUUCAUUAAUAAGACACACGGAUUUGCAGUCAACAGGUAUGUCACAAAAUCUACGGUCAUUAAGUAAUGAAGAUGAUGCAAAAAAUUUGAUCAAACUUAAACAAAACAAUGAUGUAAAAUCGUCGAAAGAACUUAAAGAAAUUGUGAAACGUACAAAGCAACCUGAAAACUGGAAAGUGAAUGUAAAAAAAAAUGCUAGAUUAAAAGGCGAAGAAUACAUUGGUGUCGGAGGCAAAAUAGUGCCAGCUAAAAAGAUGGGACGUCCUUGUGUUUGUCGAAUGCAUUGUGCGGACAAGAUAGAUGAAAAAGAACGCGAAGAGUUGCAUAAGGUUUUCUGGAAAACCUGCACAUGGCAACAGCGAAAGCAGUAUAUCGCGCUGUCCGUCAAAGAAUCUCCAAAACAACGCACUCGUUUACGCAACAACGUUCAAUCGGAACGUUCCUCGCCAAGACGUCGGCAGGUGACUUUCACUUAUUCUCUCUUAUUGAAGAAUGAAUUCAUCACUGUGUGCAAGUCGAUGUUUCUCAGUACAUUUGCGGUGUCAGAGAAAUUUGUACGACAUGUAAUGGAGAAAAAACGAAUAUCACCGGGUGGUAUCAUCGGGCCGGACCAAAGAGGUAGACACGCUCCAAAAACUAAAAAGAGUGAAGACGUGAAGGAGCGUGUGCGCGAACACAUCAGAUCGUUUCCAGUAGAGAAACCAACGGAUUCUAAGGAUCUCAGUGGUAAAUGUUACUUAGAUUCGAAUCUAAAUAUAGCUACGAUGCAUAAAUCAUAUGUGUCAAAGUGCAAACAGGAGGGUAUACCUGAAAGUGAUAUAGUAAAGGAAAGUUAUUAUAGAGAUAUGUUUAAAACUGAAUUUAAUCUUGGAUUUAAACGUGUGCAAACGAAGGAAAAGAAACUAUUGUCGAACGUUAGUUGAGAUAAAGGAGAAUGUCAGAAAUAGAUUUAUUAUUUCUACACUAAAUUGUAGUAACAUUUUCACAUAUUUGUGCCCGAUAGUUAGCAGAGACAUUUACAAAUUUAUUCAUUUAUUUAGAAAUUUAUUACAUUAUUACAUUGACAUUAUUUGGUAUUAAAAAGCGCUAAUUAAAUGAGAUAAUGUACAUAUGUGUAUAAUAUAUGUAUAAUAUAUGUAUAUGUAUAUUCGUUUUUCUAUACAAUUGAAUUUUAUUUUUUAAUAACUCGUGUUAUAAUUAUUGUAAAAAUUAUUAAAAGAAUAAACAGAUUUACAUACUUCACAUAA